Suillus paluster is the source of this 349-nucleotide messenger RNA. RefSeq lists its product as uncharacterized. NCBI's taxonomy places the organism in Eukaryota, Fungi, Basidiomycota, Agaricomycetes, Boletales, Suillaceae. The record is from RefSeq and is a predicted model, not a curated record. The transcript has 5 exons. The coding region runs from base 1 to 318 and encodes 105 amino acids.
AUGACUUCAAUAGGUCAAGAUCUUAUUUUUGCCUCUCUUCUCUUCUUCUUGCUUCUCUAUCCUUCUCUUGGUGUUGAUGUUGUUGGUGGUGGUACUGGUGCUGGUGCUUUGAACUCUGCUCUCUUCCCUCCUGCUCCUCCUCCCCCCAACUAUUUUCGCAUUUUUGACCAUUUGGCAAGUCUUUUCUCUGACUCUCACUUCCUCCUGUCUGAUCCUCUCCUUCUAGCUCCCUUCCCUCCUCUUCCCUCAAGAAUUUUCGCAAUUUUCACUAUUUGUUCUCUUGCCUCUUCCUCCUUUAUUAGUUUACAUGUAUUGUAGUAGUUGAAAUAUAAUUUGGAAUUUUCGCUUU